Molecule: messenger RNA, 4257 nt
Organism: Mycetomoellerius zeteki
Lineage: Eukaryota; Metazoa; Arthropoda; Insecta; Hymenoptera; Formicidae
Gene: rig
Product: gem nuclear organelle associated protein rigor mortis
Exons: 16
Coding region: 280-4239 (1319 amino acids)
Biological process (GO): spliceosomal snRNP assembly
Cellular component (GO): nucleus; SMN complex
Molecular function (GO): protein binding; mRNA 3'-UTR binding
Source: RefSeq, a predicted model, not a curated record
AUUUGUGCCUCAUCGGUUUUAAAAGAUCAACUAAGAUCAACGUUUUUCGGCCUUUGUUAUAACUCGAUAUAAACAUACACGUAAGAAAAAAGUGUUUUGUCACACGGAAAUAAAUACCGAUAGCUCUUAACGAGUAAGUAAUCGUCAUAAGUACGUGUGUCGGGAUCCUUGUUUGCCGUGCAUGUUCCCGCCUAACGGUUGAUAAAAGAAUUAUUUAGAUAGUGCAGCUGAGUCACCGACUAACGACUGUAAAUUCGAGCAAGAGAAUACAACGUCAGGAUGAAUGAAGCUACAUUGCCUCCUUCGCCAAAUUGGUAUUUGAGCAAUAUCCUUGCUUGCUCCAGACGUGGAACUGUGGCAUGGGGCGCAAGAAACUUUGUUGUCAUUGCCAGACCGAAAGAAGACAAUGUUAUGCAGUAUUCUAUAAUCAAGGAUUAUUUUAAAGACAAAGUAACUGCAUUAGCAUUUUGUCCUAAGCUUGAUGAUCCAGACAGUCCAGAGCUGUUAAUCUGUGGCGGUGAUGAUACCAAAGCUAGGGUUUGGAAUGUGGAUACGUUGGAGUUGAUAGCGGAAUUCGCUUUUGUCGAUGGAAGCAAACUGAUUGUGGGAGUUGACUGGUCAGCCAAAGAUGAUAAUCUUGCAUGUGCAGUGAAUUUGGAGGGUUGUUUAAUGUACUGUAAUAUACAGUAUAAGACUUCGAAAAUAGUAUCUCUAGGCAAGCUGACCGCUACAUGUGUAGCUUGUUGUCCUCAUGACUCUAGUCUUGUAGCGAUAGGUACUAAAAGCGGACUAGUUUAUAUUGUUCAAAAAGAUACAAUAUUGUAUAGAAUGAGAGGACACAACGAGGACAUAGUUAGUUUAUCUUGGUGUCCUUCAGACAUGAAUGUUUUAAAUGGAAGAAAUAGGAGAGAUUUACUUUUAGCUUCUGGUGCAAAAGAUAGAUCUGUAUUCAUUUGGAGAGCCGGUAGAGAUGGUAGAUAUGAGACUGUACUAAAUGUACCAAAUACGCCUAUCAUGGCUGUUUCGCAUAAAAGCAAGCUCAGCACUGCAGGUGGAACCUGGAUUGCGGUAUGUUGGGCAGAGCCCAAUUUGCUUCUGACUAGCUCCCUUUGGGGCGAACUUCUUUCUUGGAAACUUUCAAUGGACGAAGAGAAGCCUAAGUGUAAAUUGUUCCAUACAUUCCAUAGUAGAGGAUUAUUUUCGAUAGCUGUUGCACCCAAAUAUGAUACAAUAUCUGAUGAUUUAAAAACAAAUUCCGAGCUCAGGGUCUGGUCUUUAGCACAAGAUCGCUGGGUUAUAUGUUGCAAAUCUAACAGCGAUCCUACGAAAUCGGCGAUCCUGGAGCACAAGAUUCCUACACAAGGAGGAUUCGUCUACUGUAUGAACGCUUGUCCUAUUGAUACCUCACGCAUUGCAUUUGGCGUAGGAGAUGCGAUGCUGCGUCUAUGGAACUUAUCUGAACCACACACAACGACUUUCGACAUUGUUAUGCACUGGCAGAAGAUAAAGGGAAAAAUAAGAGUGGUAUCGUGGUUCCCGGAAGACGAAUCUACCGUUGCUUUUGGUACUGGAGAGGGUCGUGUUGGCAUGUUUGAUGCAAUUGGAACCAACAAACAACCUAUAUUAUAUCGGCAAUAUCACCGAAAUACCAUUUACAAACUCGAAUGGGCUCAACUUAAAUCAGAAUAUUUUUUGUUCUCUUGUGCAGAAGGAGAAUUAGUAGCUUACAAAAAAUCCGCACCGAGUGAUGAACCUAUGUCUAUAAUAAAGGAAGGAUGUUUGGAAUUUUCAUGGAAAUCCAAUAUAUGUUUAGCAGUUGCAUUAGAAAAUGGGUCAAUUACGUUCUACGAUCAGAAGCUGAGAAAACGCGGCAAUUCAAUACACAUUUUAAGAAAUGUGGUGAAUUGUUUGGCAUGGCAUCCCGAAAGUACAAUGGCAGAUAAAUGGAUGUCACCGAUUGCCAACUAUUUGGCAGUUGCAUCUGAUUCGUGUAGUAUAAUGAUUUUUGAUAUGUCCAAGCUGAUAAAGGAAUUGGAAGCGACAGGUACCGAGGACAUCAUAGAAAACGAUCAGGAUUGCACGAUGCACAAGAUAGUAGCAACAUUAAACGGACACUCCGAUAAAGUGGUGUGCUUAGCUUGGAGUCCGCAUUUCAGUGGGCAUUUAGUGUCUGGUAGCUACGAUAAUAUCGCACAGGUGUGGAACGUCGAAAAACAGGAGUUGAUGGGCACAUACAUGGGUCAUGAUGGACCUGUGCUAUGCUGUAUGUGGAGUCCUCUCAAACCACAGUUAAUAAUGACCGGCUCGUCGGACUUUACGCUACACAUAUGGAAUUAUACUUUAUCAGCGCAAUCACCGAAGCAACCUUCUGACAUUAAAGCUUCAAAGAAAAAACAAAAACAACAGAAGAAGUCGAAAAAUAAAACGGAUGAUCAUGAAAAUAAUUCGACCACAUCAACGAAUCUUGUUAAUCUAUCAUCUACUGAAGUAACCGCAAAAUUUCAAGCAUCACAAUCGAAAAAGAAAGAUAGAAAAUCAUACUUUAAUAAAUAUAACAAAUUAAUAAAUGACAAAUCUCAAAUUUUGAAUUUCAUCAAGCAUGAUAUAAAAAGUAACCAAACCGAAGAAGAUGACACUUCUACAAACUUGUCAUUGUUUUGCGAAAAAAAAGAUGAUUUUUUGGCUCUUAUUUCUAAUGAAAAGUUAACACAUGACAAUUCAGAUAUUGUUACUGAGUUGAAUAUGUGGUGUGAUGAUUUGGAAAGCAAUCUAAUUUGUGCAGCCAGGGAUCAACAAUUAAAUGACUUUUUAAUAUCGCUUGCACCUAAUGUUUCCUUGAAAAUGUGGAGAGAAAUGUGCGAAGCGUAUGCGCAUCAAUUGAUACUGCAACACAAUCCAGAAAAAGCGGUGUCAUAUUUACUAGCUAUACAUAAAAUUCACGCAGCCAUAGAAGUAUUUAUAAAUGCUAAGAUGUUUAAGGAGGCUUAUGCACUCGCGAGAUGUAAAUUGGAUGAUGACGAUAUGUUUCUAAAUAAAAUAUUAGAAUCCUGGGCUGAAUGGGCCACUUUUAAAGGUCAUCUGGAGCAGGCAGCUCAUUGUCACGUAAAAUUAGGAUCCUUUGACAAGGCAGCAAAGGUUCUUUCUCGUCGAAAAGACUUAUAUUGUUUGGAGAUAGCAUCAGAAUUAGCGUUUUUAAGCGGUGAUGAGGGAUUUGGUACGUCCUUGGUUGUAGACGCAAUGACGCGCGCCCUUAUGAAGUCAGACUGGCCGAAAGCACGUUCCCUUAUCACUGACAUCCGACAAGUUCAGUAUCUAAACGUACACAUAGAUGCUCAUGAGACAAUCAUGAGUACAUUCUUAGAACAGACUGAGUUCGAUAUGAUGAAGAUGUGGUUGGAAGGAAAGGAAAAUAAUGGUAUGCUACAAACUCUUGAGGAAAAAUAUGGUACUUGUUACUACGGUCUCUUACGAAAGAAGAAUGAUACCAAUAUUGUUCUGAGAAAUGUAACAAACGAUAAAGUGAUGCAAAUAAAUAUUAGUUAUCAAAUUGCCAUGGCAGCCAUGUCCGAUGUAAAAGAGAUCCGAUUGAAACAUUUAACAACGGCAUUAGGUAACGUGUUUGAAUUUGAAAAUAGAGCAUCGAAAUACGGAACAGUGAUAAAAGAAGGAUUCUUCACGCAUGUUCUCACGAAACUGGAUACUAAAAAACGAACGGACGAGGACAGCAUUUAUGCAAAAAGCGAUUAUCCUGUAUCGCAGAGCAUACGCGCUUAUUUAUGUAUCGGUAUUCUGAAUUGGUUAUUGAAAUAUUUAGAAAAGCUAUCGGUUGAAGAAGAGCUGCAGUUUACGCAGUUGGUAUUAGAUUUGCUAGAAGAUGCCAUAAACGAGACAAACGUAUCUCAUCAGAAUAAGAUUUCUAAAUAUAAUCAAUUGGAGGACCAACUUAUGGCUCUUGCCAUAAGUCGUGAGGUGGAGACAAAAGAUAAGAUCGAAAAUGAUGAUGAAUAUAGGAAUAUUGAGGAAGAAGCAGAGAAGCUCAAACUCAAUAUAAAUAAAUUCAAUGAAGAUCGAGUUUACAUACCGGAUCCUAACAUCGUUCUUCAGAAAUCUUGUUUUUUACUUGCUAAGAAAUUGAGAGAUAGUACCAAAAAACAACUUUCACAAUUUUUAGAUAAAUUUGAAGAGAUAAAAACGUUUGAAUCAGAAGAAAAUUUGCAAUCGGAAAAUAUCUCAGUAUGAGUAUAUCUCAUUAAAUAA